Molecule: messenger RNA, 1071 nt
Organism: Sipha flava (yellow sugarcane aphid)
Lineage: Eukaryota; Metazoa; Arthropoda; Insecta; Hemiptera; Aphididae
Product: jerky protein homolog-like
Exons: 2
Coding region: 1-1071 (356 amino acids)
Cellular component (GO): nucleus
Molecular function (GO): DNA binding
Source: RefSeq, a predicted model, not a curated record
AUGAAGUUUGUCAGCACAACUGAACAUUGUCCAGACACACGUAAAACUUUAAAAGAACCGGAAAAUCUUGUUCUCGAAAAUUCUUUAUUUAUAUGGUUUAUGCAACAGCGGAGACGACAUAUUCCGAUGAGUGGUGAAAUAAUUUGCGAAAAAGCACGUUUAUUUUACCGUGAAAUAAUAAAGCAGGAAGAUGGUUUCACUGCUAGUAGAGGUUGGCUAGACAAUUUUAAACAUCGUCAUGGUAUUAGGCGCCUUAAAAUAACGGGUGAGAAACUUUUAUGUGACGAAGCAUCAAUCGAACCAUUUCGAAAUGAGUUACAGCGAGUCAUAAAUGAAAACAAUUUGGACCUAGAACAAAUUUAUAACGCUGAUGAAUCCGGUUUAUUCUGGCGAAUGUUACCAGAGCAUAAAUUGACAUCAAGUCAUGAGAAAAACGCCCCUGGAAGAAAAAUGAUUAAAGCUAGAAUAACAUUCAUGCCUUGUGCUAAUGCAAGUGGAACACAUAAAUUGCCUUUACUCGCCACUCGUGUUUUAUUUUUAGACUGGUUUCAAAAACGAUUUGUUCCUGUAGUUCGUGAGCACCUUUUAAAUGUAAAUUUACCUCCAAAAGCUUUAUUAUUGUUGGAUAAUUUCCCUGGACAUCCAUCAGCAGAAGAAUUACGUAGUGAUGAUUGCAACAUUUUAGCAAUGUUUUUACCCCCUAAUACUACAGCGCUUAUUCAACCGAUGGAUCAAAAUGUAAUUCAGAAUAUUAAAUUAAACUAUCGUAAGUCUCUCUUAGUCAAUGUUCUUGCUGAUCCGGUGCAUGGUAAAAAUCUUAUUGAUGCUCUAAAGGCCAUAAAUUUAAAAGACGCAGUUUUUAGUCUUGCAAAUUGUUGGAAAUUGGUUCCGCAAAUGCUCAUAAAGAAAUCGUGGAAACACUUGCUUCCUUUCCAAACAGAAAAUAAAAUCGACGAAGUUGUUGAAAUUAAUGGCAUUCAAAUUUCUACACUCAUGAACCAGAUACAGGAAACAUGUACGAAUAAAAUGUCUGAUUCUCAAGCACAGGAAUGGGCUUACCAUGGCAUUUAA